This is a messenger RNA of Ailuropoda melanoleuca (giant panda), 4395 nucleotides long. RefSeq names its product exocyst complex component 1 (gene EXOC1). NCBI's taxonomy places the organism in Eukaryota, Metazoa, Chordata, Mammalia, Carnivora, Ursidae. The coding region runs from base 1272 to 3503 and encodes 743 amino acids. Gene Ontology annotation, molecular function: phosphatidylinositol-4,5-bisphosphate binding. Gene Ontology annotation, cellular component: exocyst; plasma membrane. The transcript is spliced from 16 exons. Gene Ontology annotation, biological process: exocytosis; Golgi to plasma membrane transport. The record is from RefSeq and is a predicted model, not a curated record.
UAAUCUGUAAAUGAACAAUGUGUAGUGGCUUGAGAAGACUGGUGAUGUUCAGAUUUUGCUGCCGCAGCACCUAAGCCUUUAUAGUGUAAUUAUAGCCAUCUCCCUCCGGAAGCACGUUACCAGAUGCCUUAUCUCUCACUGCUCUUGUUCAAAAGACAGAACCAUUCCUGUUAAUCAGGCCAGUGAAGGCAGUUGGCUGAGGUUGGGGAUUUGGGGGGGGGUGGUUUUGACACAAAGCGAUGGAAGUAAAAAGUAGCCGACCAGAAACCAACUUGGGGUUGCUUCCCCCCAGCCUCUGAAACACUGCAGAAUAGUUUGCUGCAAAAGAAUAGCAUUUUUGUGGUUUGGAAAAAAAAAAAAAAAGGUACAAAUUAGAAAUAGAAAAAUUAGUUUGAAAUAAGUGAAUCAUUUACCCAAAUGGAACAGAAUAAAUGUAGUGAAAACAAGGAGCCAGGGGAAAAGGAUGUUUGGCUCCCCUGCUAAAAUGUUUUGGGAUAGCUCUUUUUAAUUUGUAUGCACAAUUUCUAAGUCUGUAAACUCAAUGCGCAUCUUUAGAAAGUAAAAAGCUAAAAGACAUAGCUAAAAAUAACACCACUAAUGUGAGAAAAAUCUAGAGCAAGAACAUGUGUUUUUUGUUUUGUUUAGACAAAAUAAGCAUUUAAGAAAAACCCUCAGAGAAUGAGGAAUAUUUUAAAGACUUAAAAAAUUUUGGCAUUUUAUACAUGAAAGGUACAGAAUUUAUGAGGUUGAACUCAGGUCCAGAGAUUACACAAAUAGUUCAAGUUUACGAGUUUAUAAAACUCACUGGAAGCUAAGCCUAGAAGAAACUUCAAGAUGUUAACAGUGGAAAUUGUCCUGGUCAGGAUAGAGCCCCAGGUCUGCUACUUGAGAGAUCUAUUCAGUGGCCCAGAGUCCUGCUGGCUCUUACAGUUGGGCUAUACUUACACUUGAGUUAUUAUGAAUAGCAUAUAAAAUAUGUGUGAAAUUACUGCAGCAGCUGUCCUUGAUUCUUUUCAUUCCUGAUGCAAGUUUUUUCCUCAUACCCUGUUACCUCCCUUCUUAGUGUGGCUUAGUGUUUUAUAUUUUCUUUUCUAAUGAAUAUUGCAUGUAUGUUACAAGUUAUCUCAUUGCUUGCCAGUUUUAUUUUGGAUUUGACAGCUUCCAUAUUUCAGGAAACUUAGAAUCAUUAGUCAGAAUCACUUAGAAAACAAUGAUAAGGGGAUGGUGGUUUGUUCCCACUUUGCCUGGGAAAAAACGUGCAGUAGUUGCAAAUGAAAGAGAAAAGAAAGAAGACGAUAGAAGGAGCUGUUUUAUGGAUAUAUAGUCUGUGGCCAUGUGGUCUUACGGUCGUGGCUCUUCCACAUCAUGCCAACAUCCAAUCAAUCAUGGCCUCUGAGAAGCAAGUGAACAUCCUGAUGAAGUUGCUGGAUGAGGCUCUAAAGGAGGUAGAUCAGAUUGAGUUGAAACUGAGCAGUUACGAGGAAAUGCUCCAAAGUGUAAAAGAACAAAUGGAUCAGAUCUCUGAAAGCAACCACCUAAUUCAUCUCAGUAACACUAAUAAUGUAAAACUCCUGUCUGAAAUAGAAUUUCUUGUGAACCACAUGGACUUGGCCAAAGGUCAUAUAAAGGCCCUUCAGGAGGGUGAUCUUGCUUCUUCUAGAGGCAUUGAGGCUUGCACCAAUGCCGCUGAUGCCCUUCUGCAGUGCAUGAAUGUAGCUCUUCGUCCAGGCCAUGACAUGCUCUUGGCAGUGAAACAGCAGCAGCAGCGUUUCAGUGAUUUGCGAGAACAGUUUGCACGGAGACUGGCCAGUCACCUCAACAAUGUUUUUGUUCAACAGUUUACUCAGGCCCUCCUUCAGCUCUAUAACAGGUCCUACUUUCUUUCGGUGCCUGGUCAUGAUCAGAGUUCAACUCUUGCUCAGCACUCUGUUGAACUGGCUUUACCCAAUCAUCAUCCGUUUCAUAGAGACUUGCUUCGAUAUGCCAAGCUGAUGGAGUGGCUAAAGAGUACAGAUUAUGGAAAAUAUGAGGGACUAACAAAGAAUUACAUGGAUUAUUUAUCACGACUAUAUGAGAGAGAAAUUAAAGAUUUCUUUGAAGUUGCAAAGAUCAAGAUGACUGGCACAACUAAAGAAAGCAAGAAGUUUGCUACACUGCCUCGAAAAGAAAGUGCUGUCAAACAGGAAACAGAGAGUCUUCAUGGAAGUUCUGGGAAAUUAACUGGAUCUACUUCUAGUCUAAAUAAACUCAGCGUUCAGAGUUCAGGGAAUCGCAGAUCUCAGUCAUCUUCUUUGUUGGAUAUGGGAAACAUGUCUGCCUCUGAUCUCGAUGUUGCCGACAGGACCAAAUUUGAUAAGAUCUUUGAACAGGUGUUAAGUGAACUGGAGCCCUUGUGUCUGGCAGAACAGGACUUCAUAAGUAAAUUUUUCAAACUACAGCAACAUCAAAGUAUGCCUGGAACUAUGACUGAAGCAGAGGACCUAGACGGAGGAACAUUUUCCCGGCAACAUAAUGCUGGCGUGCCACCACCUGUCUCAUCUGAGAAAGAUAUGAUCCGUCAGAUGAUGAUUAAAAUAUUUCGCUGCAUCGAGCCAGAACUGAACAACCUAAUUGCAUUAGGAGACAAAAUUGAUAGCUUUAACUCCCUUUACAUGCUUGUCAAAAUGAGUCAUCAUGUGUGGACUGCACAGAAUGUGGACCCUGCUUCUUUUCUGAGUACUACAUUGGGAAAUGUUUUGGUGACUGUCAAAAGGAACUUUGACAAAUGCAUUAGUAACCAAAUAAGGCAAAUGGAAGAAGUAAAAAUCUCAAAGAAGAGUAAAGUAGGAAUUCUUCCGUUUGUUGCUGAAUUUGAAGAAUUUGCUGGACUCGCAGAAUCAAUCUUUAAAAAUGCUGAGCGUCGUGGAGAUCUAGAUAAAGCAUAUACUAAACUUAUCAGAGGAGUAUUUGUUAAUGUGGAGAAAGUAGCAAAUGAAAGCCAGAAGACCCCCAGGGAUGUAGUUAUGAUGGAAAAUUUUCACCAUAUUUUUGCAACACUUUCUCGUUUGAAAAUCUCAUGUCUAGAAGCUGAAAAAAAAGAAGCCAAACAAAAAUACACAGAUCACCUUCAGUCUUAUGUCAUUUACUCUUUAGGACAACCUCUUGAAAAACUAAAUCAUUUCUUUGAAGGUGUGGAAGCUCGAGUAGCACAGGGUAUAAGAGAGGAGGAAGUAAGCUAUCAACUUGCAUUUAACAAACAAGAACUACGUAAAGUCAUUAAAGAGUAUCCUGGAAAGGAAGUGAAAAAAGGUCUAGAUAACCUCUACAAGAAGGUUGAUAAACAUUUAUGCGAAGAGGAAAACUUACUUCAGGUUGUGUGGCACUCUAUGCAAGAUGAGUUUAUACGUCAGUACAAGCACUUUGAAGGCUUGAUAGCUCGCUGUUAUCCUGGAUCUGGUGUUACAAUGGAAUUCACUAUUCAGGACAUUCUAGAUUAUUGUUCCAGCAUUGCACAGUCCCACUAAAAAAGAAGAGAUAGAUGAAAGAAGUGUCUACUGUUUUAUGUAUAUACAUAUAUACAUGUAUAUAUAUAUGAAAAGGAAAGCAAAGAUUUAGGUGCUAGGGAGCCCCCGUUGCUUUAAGUCAACAGAGUGAGUAGGAGGAAUGGUUAUAUACAACUUUCCUUAUCUGUGUAACUAAUAACAUGAGACCUAGCUGUUGGAGGUGGUCACUUGGCCACAUGUGCUAACAGGCAUUGAAAGGAAAAAGAGCAAAUUCAGUGUCCCAGAAAGUGACAAAACCAUACUUUUGACAAGUUUACUUAAUCCAUUGUGGUAGAAAAGGUACAACUCCAAUAAAUGUAUCAUUUAAAUGUUUAAAAAUUUUAAAAACUUCUGAAAGAAGAAAAGAUAAAUGAAAAAAGCACUCUGAGUACACCAGACAUUAUUCAAAAUUGUCAAGUAACUGUUUUGAGAACCCAGACUUAAAACUUUAUGUAAUUUUAAAUGUCAGAUAAAUGGGUAAUACCAUACUACAAAUAUUCAAGAGCAAAAGUACCAAUUUAUGUAGCAGUUUUAUUUGCCCAAUAGGUUGUGAACUAACUUAAAACAUUUCUCUCAUCAUAAAAUGCCUUUAGCAUUUUUCUAUGACCGAACAAAGUUUUCUUUUAUUGCCUAGUUUCUUGUAUUUGACAAUGGUUAUCCUAUGUGUAAGGCAUUGGGAGUUCUUCAGUUUUCACUAAUUCACUACUGCCUACAAAUCAUGUAACUACUAAAAUAUUGUACAGAAUUUUUUGUCCUCUAACUAAUGUGUAUAUGGAUAAAGGAUCUUGUGAUGAUCAGUUGUAAACUUAGAUUUUGAGAAUUAUGUGACUGUGUGUGGCAAUGAAUUUGAAAUAAAGAAAUUCUCAAAAAAAAA